AUGUCGACAAGUCUGGAACAGCCUAGCUACACUUUGGUGUACGAUACGACACCUCAAAGUAUCACUUACUCUGCGUCUGACUUCCAGAAGGCGUUGGAGAAAGGUUCUGACAAUGAUAAAAUCGAGACGAUGAAACGGAUUCUGGUUGCAAUGCUAGAUGGCAACUCUUUUCCCGAACUGCUUAUGCAUAUUAUCCGGUUUGUGAUGCCCUCUAAGAACAAGAAGCUCAAGAAGCUGUUGUAUUUCUACUGGGAAAUCGUUCCAAAGCUCGACAAUGAGGGGAAGUUGAAGCAAGAAAUGAUCUUAGUGUGUAAUGCCAUUCAGCACGACUUGCAGCAUCCUAACGAGUACAUUCGGGGCAACACUCUCCGCUUUUUGAUGAAACUGAAGGAGGCAGAAUUAUUGGAGCAAAUGGUCCCAUCUGUUCGAGCAUGCUUGGACUACCGCCACGCCUAUGUGCGGAAGUACGCAAUUUUAGCGGUAUAUUCCAUUUACAAAGUUAGCGAUCAUUUGAUUCCAGACGCGCGGGAGAUAAUUAACUCUUUCUUGGCCGCAGAAACUGAUCCAGUCUGCAAGAGAAACGCAUUUGUCGCUUUAUCUGAGCUUGAUCGCGAAGCGGCCUUACAAUACUUGCAGGAGCACAUCACAACUAUUGAUGUUUUGGACUCUCUCUUGCAAGUUGCAUUUAUCGAAUUUAUCAGAAGAGAUGCAAUUCAUACACCUUCAUUGAAGGGCCAGUACGUUGAAUUACUCCAAGAGCUUAUGGUCAGCACGUCAUCGAACGAAGUUGUGUAUGAAGCCGGUGUUGCGUUAACUGUGUUAACGAGCGCUUCUACAGUUUCACUACAGGUUGCUUCGAAGUUGAUUGACCUUGCCGUGAAGGAGUCUGACAAUAAUAUUAAGUUGAUUAUUUUGAACAAAAUCGAUGAAAUCCAGGCAAAAGAUCCACGCUCCUUGGAAGAUUUAACUUUGGAUGUCUUGCGAGUUUUGCGGAACCAAGAUUUGGAUGUUCGUGCAAAGGCUCUAGACAUAGCGUUGUCGUUGGUGACGUCGCGCAAUGUAGACGAUGUGGUGAAGCUUCUGAAGAAAGAGUUACAGUCUACAGUAGGCGACAUAAAUGAUAAGUCCGUAGAGUACAGAGAACUUUUGACGAAGAGUAUCCACAAAGUGGCUAUUAGAUUUGUUGAAGUUUCAGCAAAUGUUGUCUCCUUGCUUCUGGAGUUCAUUGGGGAUUUGAAUUCAGAUGGUGCGAGUGGGGUAAUAUCGUUCACUAAAGAGGUGAUCGAAAAGUAUCCUCAAUUAAGAGAAGAAAUUCUUGAACAUCUAAUUAGUGCCUUGCCAUCCGUUAACUCGGCCCGUGCGUACAGAGGUGCGCUUUGGAUCUUAGCUGAGCACUCGCAAACCGAGAAAGACAUUCAACAAGCCUGGAAGCACAUUCGUGAUAGUAUUGGUGAACUGCCAAUAGUACAAUCCGAGAUGAAACUCUUGAACAAGGAAUCCGAUGAGGAUGAAGAGAUACCAGAAGAUAACGUGCCCAAGGGUCCAACUGUUCUUCCGGAUGGUACUUACGUUACUGAGUCUGCUCUAACAGUACAAAGUACGAAACAGCUCUCGAAGGAAGAUAAAGAUUCUCGUCCACCACUCCGUCGGUUUAUUCUCAGCGGGUACUUCUAUGCUGGCUCUGUUCUGGCAAACACUAUUGUUAAGUUGAUCUUAAGAUUCGAGAAAAUCUCUGACAACAAAUCAAUAAUUAAUGCCUUGAAAGCAGAGGGUCUGUUGAUCCUAGUAAGUAUCCUAAGAGCUGGUCAAAGUAAACUUGUUGAGAAGCAAAUUGAUGAAGAUGCCCAAGAGCGGAUUAUGAUUGCUAUUUCCAUAUUAAUGAAUCAUACGGAUCCAGAGGAUACUAGCGAAGAUCGGAAGCUUUUGGAGAUGGCAUACUUGGACGCUACGAAAUCCUCCUACAAAGCCCAAUUGUCCAUAAACAGACGUAAGCUGGACAAGAAAAUCGCCAACCUCGUCAAUGAGAGUGCGGAGCCAGUUGAUAAGGCUGUCACCUUUAGACAAUUUGCUGCUGCAAAUGCACAACACACUCCGGUUGAUAACAUAGACAAUGAUUUGGAAUUGGCGUGUCGGGGUAGUUCAUUUGUGUCCAAGCAAGAAGCUAAUUCGAUCACGUCUAAGCUCAAGAAGAUUGUACCCCUAACUGGCUUCAGUGAUCCGAUAUACGCUGAGUGCUAUAUUACAAACCAUCAAUUUGAUGUUAUCUUGGACGUAUUGUUGGUUAACCAGACGAAAGAAACUUUGAAAAACUUGCAUGCGCAGUUUGCAACCCUGGGCGACCUGAAGAUUAUAUGCAACCCUCCAAGCACCAAUCUAGUUCCUCAUGGUUUCCACAGAUUUAGCGUUACAGUGAAGGUUUCAAGUGCCGAUACUGGUAUAAUCUUUGGGAAUAUAGUUUAUGACGGUGGACACGGCGAAGAUGCACGCUAUGUGAUCUUAAAUGAUGUCCAUGUUGCUACAAUGGACUACAUUAAGCCUGCAGUUUGUGAUGAAGCUUCUUUCCGCAAGAUGUGGAAUGCAUUUGAAUGGGAGAACAAAAUGGUUGUCAAAUCUAAGCUACCGACUCUGCAUGACUACUUGAAUAAGCUGAUUGAGGUCACCCAUAUGAAUGUCCUGACUCCUGAAGAAUCAUUUGCCGACCCCGAAUGUCGUUUCUUAAGCUGCAACUUAUACUCGAAGUCCACCUUCGGCGAGGAUGCUCUGGCUAAUUUGUGUAUCGAGAGAGACCCUACUAGUGGUUCCAUCAUCGGAGAAGUUCGCAUCCGCUCGAAGACGCAGGGCCUUGCUUUGACCCACGGAGACAGUAUUGCGCACAUGGAAAGGUCCUUCAACACCAUAAAAUUGGAUACAGUGUGA
This is a messenger RNA of Eremothecium gossypii ATCC 10895, 2916 nucleotides long. It is a transcript of the gene SEC26, whose product is annotated as coatomer subunit beta. The record is from RefSeq and is marked provisional. Gene Ontology annotation, cellular component: COPI vesicle coat; cytoplasm. Gene Ontology annotation, molecular function: structural molecule activity. The coding region runs from base 1 to 2916 and encodes 971 amino acids. NCBI's taxonomy places the organism in Eukaryota, Fungi, Ascomycota, Saccharomycetes, Saccharomycetales, Saccharomycetaceae. Gene Ontology annotation, biological process: intra-Golgi vesicle-mediated transport; intracellular protein transport; endoplasmic reticulum to Golgi vesicle-mediated transport. The transcript has a single exon.